Molecule: messenger RNA, 2037 nt
Organism: Acanthopagrus latus (yellowfin seabream)
Lineage: Eukaryota; Metazoa; Chordata; Actinopteri; Spariformes; Sparidae
Exons: 7
Coding region: 169-957 (262 amino acids)
Source: RefSeq, a predicted model, not a curated record
GGCUUUAUUAUAAAGAGUCACUUCCUGGUGACCUUCAUAUUUCCCUGUGUGACUCACCUGGACACAUGAACAAAUGAAUCUGGAGGAGCUCAGUUGGCGUCAUUUUCUCCGUCGUCCAGUGCUGUUGCUGUUUUUCUCCUGCACACCUGCUGAAGCCUUGUUGUUGUCAUGAAAAGGACUUCCUCAUUCCAUGAAAUACUUGAGGUGACACAACAUGUGACAGCUCACUCGCAUGCAAACAAGAAGAAGAUGAUCUUGAUGGUUCUGCUCGUGGUUCUGUCCUCCUCUGUCUGUGUGAUGUCUUCUGGGAAAAAGACAGCGACCUUCUAUCAGGCAGAGGAGGACGAUGACAUCACCAUCAGCUGGAACAGUCCCAUCAGAACCAACAUGUCUCUCACCAGCAUGUGUUGUUUUCUCCAGUCAAACCCUUCAAAGCUUUUGUAUGAAAUGUUUAACAGCAUCGACGUCCCAGAGUCUCAGGAUCAACAGUUUGCAGGACGAGUCCAGUGUGACAAAGACGCCCUCAGAGACGGACGGAUCAGACUUCAUGUGUCCAGACUCAAGACUGAGGACUCUGGAAGCUACUGGUGUGACCUGGCUGCUAAUUAUGACAAGAUGACGAGGAGAUGGGUGCUGGAGACCACAGAACAUUUUGUCUUGAAUGUGACCUCUCGUGGAGAAAACAGAGGACACGAGGAACACAACAUCAUCAUACCAGUGUCAACUGAAGAUGCUGAACACACAGCAGGAGGGCCGAAGAAGAAAGUGACGUCAGUCGACUGGAGCACAGCUGACAUGUUUCACAGAUGGAUUCCACUUGGAUCUUUCUUAGUUGUUAAUGUCAUAUGCCUCCUCGUUGCAGCAAAAUAUAUUCUGACAGGUCUCAUCGACAUAAUAAUGGUCAACAUCAGGACAGAUGUUGUAGAGAUCAAUAGGAUUCAUCGUCUGGCCAACUAACAUCCACAGCUGCUCUGAUGUGAACACAUAUAAAGACUCUGGCUGCAUCACUUCUUACAUUCUGGGUCCAAAUUAGGCCUUAAAAUAAUACUGCGUACUGUGUAUUAAUUAAUUUUUAUUUAACAAGAGCUGGGUGAUCCAGCCUUAAGAUAAUAUUUUAAUAUUGUUACACAAUACAUUUUUACUCUCCUCUAACACUCUCUAUAAAUGUACACAAUCAAGUAUGGCAAUAUUUUUGAUCAAAGAACUCGAGGUGGGGCGACUAUUGUGGGGCUUCACAGUAUUAACACCAUGAUUUCUGAUCAAUAAUCAUCAUGCAUGAGAAUACAAUGAAUUGGUGGGUAAAGUAUUAGAACAAUAUAUUAAGUUGAGAAAAUCACAUCACUGUAAUGCGGCUUCAAAACAUGGAAACUAAUAUUUGUCGUGAAGGUCAUCAGUCAUCCAGGUGAUGGUUCUAAGAAACUGGAGGAGAGUUUGAGGAUUUAAACCCUGUGUGGGUCUCAAACAGAGGUACAACCUUUUUUUCUGACUGAAUAAAUUAUGAAUAAAUUGAGGAUGAUCACAAUCCUUCAAUUUAUUCUCACAGUAUUUGAGAAAUAUGUCACAACUUCAGUUUGAUCAGUAACUGAAGUUAGAGUCAGAAGAGUCAGAGCGAACAAGUGAUGAACAACAAUAAUGGAGGAAACGUUCUUCACCUCACUGAUCUGAAAUCAGCUUUAAACUUUCCUGGUUGUAAUGUGCAGUUUAAAGUGAAAUGAAGUUCUGCUGUUUGGUUUUUAUUUGUUAUUUACUGUCUGUUACUGUGACUGAAAGAAAAGCUGUCAUCUGUUCACGCUGGUGUUAAAGAUAAAGGUCAGCAGAGGGCGCUCUUCAUCUCAAAGACACUGUACUGAGAGCAGUUUGUUUCCGUCUCAGUCAGCUGUGUCUUCAUAUUUCUGUAAAACAUGUUUCAUAUGAUGAUUGUAUUGAAGUAAUGAUAAAGGCCCACGAGGACGUCAUGCAGUAUUUCCAAAAGAGAACCUAAAGUGGGCUGAAAGUCAGUUUGUAACUGUCUCUGAGUGUUAAUAAAGUUUAUUAUCA